AUGGAGCUUUUUGUGGGUCGGUUGUUCGUUCUCGAACUGGCUCUCAUUCUCUCAUUUGGCUAUGGCAGUGUGCUGAUUGGGGGAAACGUUAGCAUACAGCAACUGAUCGAUCAGAUUAUCGAAGAUGAAGUGGAAAAGCUGGACAUUGACACGGAGCACUGUAAGAUGCCGCAGCUGAGGGUUCUCUCAUCGGAGAUACUUCGAUUGCGCUCCAGACACCGGCACCGCACCACAGAAAGUUGCACAGCGAAGCGUCCUCGUCUGGUUGGGUCCCAAUGGAACUCGCGCCGCCACCAAUAUCAGCUAAGAAUUCAGCAGCAAGUGGCAGCUCAAUUAUUGGGUGACGAAAGGCCAAUCGUCGAGUGCUCUUACAGGGCCAUUGAAGAACGGCCCGACAACCAUGUCAGACUGCGGCAACCAGUGACGUUCAAGGACCUGCACUUGGUGCCCAAGGAUGUGCAGAGCAUGCUGCUGCAGUGUGACUUGGGGGCUAAUCAAACUUACGCCAUGCACACCCGGCGGGUGUCCGAGGGUUUGGCGUUUGUACAGCCCAAAGAGGAGGCGCCACGGAUGGGCCAGCGGCAGCCCAGUGUCCUUGUGCUGGGCAUUGACUCCAUGUCGCGCGGCAAUCUGCGGCGAGUCCUGCCCCAGGUGAGCGACUUUCUCGGUGGCAGGCAUUGGCACGAGAUGCGCGGAUUCAACGCGGUGGGCGACAGCAAUCUGACUGACUGUCUGGACCGUUUGCCGCUCGUGUGGAAGGACUUUAAAUUUGCCGGCUACGUGACUGCAAUAUCCGCGGACAGUCCAGAGAUCGCCCAGUGCCAGAGGCCACCGGUGGACCACUAUCUGCCGCCUCUGCCCAUGCUUAAGCCCAAGCCCAGGACCUGUCAAAGGAAGCGACUCAGCAUGGAACAUACCCUGGACUACUGCACGCAGCUGAUCGAGCGAUAUGUGAGGGGUGUGCAGCCCUUCUUUGGCCUCUUCUGGACGAAUCUUUUUCGGUCCGAUGGCCAUGCCGAACCGUCGGACAACGAUGAGCUGCUGCAUGACUAUCUAAAGAGAUUCGAUGCAUUGGGACUCUACGACCAGGCAAUUGUGGUGCUGCUCAGCGACCAUGGCAUGCAGUUUGGCGAGCUGCUUCACCUGCCCGAUGGCCAGCUGGAGGAACGUCAGCCCAUGUUGUUCGUGUCACUGCCAAAAUGGUUUCGCCAGCGCCAUCCGAAGUUUGCCCAUGCCUUGCAGUUGAAUAGCCAUCGCUUGUGCUCUCCCCACGAUCUCCAGCAGACUCUGAAACAUAUAGCCUCGCUGCAGGUCGCGCACGAGUCUCCGCCGUCGUGUCCUCGCUGUCAGAGUCUGCUUUACGCUCUGCCAAAGGAUCGAACCUGCUCCGAUGCGGGCAUCGGGCCACAUUGGUGCACCUGCGAGGCGUACAAAGUGCUGCCCCUCAGCGACCGUAUCCAGACCAUGGCACACUUUGUGGUUCAGCGAAUCAAUCAGUUUCUAACCGAUCUCAGGCUACUGAAUCGGUGUAGUAAGCUCCGUUUGUCGGGCAUUCGAAGGGCCCAGAAAAAGGAAAGAUCCCCGCAUGAUGAUCCCAGUGUGUGCUACUAUCGGAUACAACUGGAGGCCCUGCCCAAUAGGCUGGUGUUUGAGGCCACCGUCAGCUACAACGAGCUGACGCAUCUGAUGGACACCGACAUGAUGGAGAUCAGUAGACAGAACGCCUUCGAUGGGGAUGCCAGUUGCAUCAGGCACAGAAAGGUGCAGAGAUUUUGUGUAUGCCACGACAGGAUAACUGCUAAUUAG
Molecule: messenger RNA, 1806 nt
Organism: Drosophila obscura
Lineage: Eukaryota; Metazoa; Arthropoda; Insecta; Diptera; Drosophilidae
Exons: 1
Coding region: 1-1806 (601 amino acids)
Source: RefSeq, a predicted model, not a curated record